GUAUCACCAUUUUUUUUUUUAUAAAGCUUGAGAUGCAAAUUACUGAUCUUCAAUUUGAACACCAUGUACAAGUUACUUCCUCAGUUAGACACCCAAGUUUCUGAUCUUCUAAUCUCCAAAACCACAUCACCAACUCUUGUUCCAUCAAAUUUCCUCAGAGAAGCAGUUUUUGCAGGAGGUAGUUUUCUGGAUCUGGAAGCAGCCUUGGGAGCUGUAAAUGGAAUUGUCAAGACAGCUACAGGCUAUUGUGGAGGAACCCUGAAGAAACCCACCUAUAGAGAGGUUCGUGAAGGAAAAACAGGACAUACAGAGGCUGUAAUGGUCAUAUACGAUACAAGAAAAGUAUCGUAUGAAAAACUGUGUGAUAUCUUCUGGGAAACUCACGAUCCAACCAACAGAGACCACCUGAAUUUUGGAGUGAGCGGACACCGGAGAUCAGCCAUCUUUUACGGGGAGGAAGAGGAGAGGAAGCAGGCGCAGAAGUCGAAAAUCAGACGGCAAAUGAAGCUGAACAGGAGGAUCUUGACGAGGCUGAUGGAGCUCGAUUCGGUUUUCUACAUGGCAGAGAAUGAACACCAGAAGUAUCAUCUGCAGAAAAAUUACAGGCUGUGCGGAAGCUUGAGUCUCAGAAGCACUCACCAAUUCGCAGAAUCAACCAUUGCUUGCAAACUCAACGGGAUUUUGGGAAUGAAUGGGAAAGAGACUGUGGAUGAAUUAAGAGCAUUUUUGAAGAGCAACGAGCUGGCAAAAGAGGCCGUGUUGGUCUGCGAGGAAACAAUAGAGGAAAUUUCAAAAGGAAAUUAAUUACGAAUGCAUAAUAUUUUUAUUUAAUACUAUCUUAGUAUUAUUCCA
Messenger RNA from Carica papaya (papaya), 852 nucleotides. RefSeq lists its product as uncharacterized. Gene Ontology annotation, cellular component: cytoplasm. Gene Ontology annotation, molecular function: peptide-methionine (S)-S-oxide reductase activity. NCBI's taxonomy places the organism in Eukaryota, Viridiplantae, Streptophyta, Magnoliopsida, Brassicales, Caricaceae. The record is from RefSeq and is a predicted model, not a curated record. Gene Ontology annotation, biological process: cellular response to oxidative stress.